UUUCUUUUUUCUUUUUUCUUUUUUUCUUUCAAUUCGCGAAAUCCAAUACACGCCUAAAAUGUUUGGAUUGGUGCGGUCAUUCAACCGUUUGGGUGUAUCAUCAGGGCCCACAGGAGCCAGGCUCCUGCACACCACUUACGCCUCUCUGGUCAACAAAAAGUCGGAGACGCCAGUGCGCCCCAGCGCCGCCGAUCAGUCAGCGUCCUCGGUGUUUGCUGCCACCACAGCCGCCCAAAGCAGCAGCAGCGGUAGCGCGAUCCCCCAGGACCUGCACACAGUCAGUCUGGGCAAGGGCCAGGGUACUGCACGUAUCAGAGAGUACACCUACAGCACUGCCAAUUUCCACGUGAGCCCUCGCAAGCUGCGCCUUAUCGGUAACCAAAUCACCGGCCUGCCUCUCACCGAAGCUAUCCGUCAAAUGCAGUUUUCGGCCAAGAAGGCAGCGACAAAGAUCAGACACUCUUUGGUUUGGGCACGUAAGAACGCGGUGUUCCAGAAGGAGAUGAACCCCGAUAACAUGUUUGUAAAGCUGGCGCGAGUCGGAAAGGGAAAGUAUAGAAAGAGACUGGACCCGAAGGCUAGAGGAAGAUUCGGAGUCAUCAGGAUCCCCUAUUCGCAUAUGAAGUAUGUAGUCUGGGAGAAGAGGCCCGAGGAGAAGCCUCAGGCGAGGAAUGCUGUGGAGAGGGCUUUGUUGGCCGGCGAUCUUCCCAAGAGGAAGGUCAAGGGCUUCACGCUGACCAAGAAGGUGUGGAUGCCAUUGACUGAGAACAAGCCGGUGAUUAACCCCAAGUCGUUCUACAACUGGUAACCGGCAUAAUGAAUAUCUAGAAAUUAGUUCAUUUUUCUUCCAUAUCUCUAUUUCCAACUCUAAAAAAGGCAAAAAAAGGUUAAAAUGUAAACAU
This is a messenger RNA of Kickxella alabastrina, 902 nucleotides long. Its product is annotated as ribosomal protein L22/L17. Bases 59 to 808 code for a protein of 249 amino acids. Lineage: Eukaryota; Fungi; Kickxellomycota; Kickxellomycetes; Kickxellales; Kickxellaceae. The transcript has a single exon. Gene Ontology annotation, cellular component: ribosome; mitochondrial large ribosomal subunit. The record is from RefSeq and is a predicted model, not a curated record. Gene Ontology annotation, molecular function: structural constituent of ribosome. Gene Ontology annotation, biological process: translation; ribosome assembly.